Entrophospora candida is the source of this 522-nucleotide messenger RNA. Lineage: Eukaryota; Fungi; Glomeromycota; Glomeromycetes; Entrophosporales; Entrophosporaceae. The record is from the annotation of a GenBank genome assembly.
AUGGAAAUAACAACCAAAGGAAGAAAAAUGACUUGGAAUGAUACACACGAAGUUUUGGCGCUUGCCUCAAUUAUUGUAUUGACAUGGCCUUGUCCGUACAAUAUGUUUACCUCUUCAGAAUGGAUGCAGAUAAUUGACACAAAUCCAUAUAAAAUGAAAGAAUCAAUAUUGGCACCGAUUUCAACAUUGUUAUACUAUGCUUGUAGUCAAAUUGCAAUUGGAUUAGAUUAUACUCUCGAAUCAAAUGGUGAUAGUGAAAAGGAUGAGCUUCCAUUGGUACCAAAGCCAAAAAUGACAGAAGAUGAACAUUGUUGUUUUUACCUUCAUCCACUAUUAAAACCUUUUUUCUGUCGCAGCUUCAAAAACUAUGAAGUAAGAUUAAACAAAUCUGUCGAUAACUCUCUCAAGAGACCAGAUUUUAGUUGCAGAAUUGACAAUAUCACCAUAUUAAACUCUGAAAUAAAACCAAGUGGCUAUACUCCAUUCCAGAAAAACAAAGACUUUGUUAAAAUUAAUACAUGA